AUGGCCGAGCUAACAGCCGCGGCUUCUCAGGCCGUUGGCGGUUCUGGCUCGGCCCGUCACUCGCUGCCUGUCACCGUUCUGUGUCAGAUGGAGGCCGGGUGUCGGCUGCGGGAGUUCUGGACAGGACUGGCGCCGGCCUUUCCGGAUCCGGCCGCUCUGAUGGACGUGGCCGACCCAGACGAGAGGGCCCUCACCAUGCUCCUCAAGACGCUCUACGUCGUCUUCAAAGGGGUGCUGGAGGAGCGUCACCGGCUGAGCUGCGCCCCAAACGCGCCCUCCUCGCCCUCCCAGGUCCAGCCCAGCCAAGCGAGCGAAGCCCACUCCAGCCAGACCGUUACAGAGCUCGCCGACGUCACCUCCUCGCCGACGUCGCCAGCGUCGUCGCCGCUCUCCCCUCCGGCAGUUCUGGUACCCGAGACCGUGGACGCCUCGCCCCGGCGCACGUGGCAGCAGCCCGUGCCCGAGACAGCAUAG
Molecule: messenger RNA, 474 nt
Organism: Pollicipes pollicipes
Lineage: Eukaryota; Metazoa; Arthropoda; Thecostraca; Pollicipedomorpha; Pollicipedidae
Exons: 4
Coding region: 1-474 (157 amino acids)
Source: RefSeq, a predicted model, not a curated record